This is a messenger RNA of Mizuhopecten yessoensis (Yesso scallop), 459 nucleotides long. RefSeq lists its product as uncharacterized. Lineage: Eukaryota; Metazoa; Mollusca; Bivalvia; Pectinida; Pectinidae. Bases 1 to 459 code for a protein of 152 amino acids. The transcript is spliced from 2 exons. The record is from RefSeq and is a predicted model, not a curated record.
AUGUCCACGAGAGAUUCUGUCCUACCCUCGCGUCGCAGUGCUACCGCCCCACCCCCGAGUCCCAGUGAAACCGCUCCACCACCCAGUCAAACUGCCCCACCCCCACGGGCUACCGCCAUCUGCACCCCUUCCGGACCGAGUUUGACAAUAGAUGACGAGCUACAUAUGGAUCUGCCUAAAUUAAGAAGAUCCCAGCCCCGUCCAUCUAAAGCUUCUAAAGAGCAGCAGAAAAAAGACAUUGCCCGAUUUGUGAGGAACGAAGUGAAAGAGAGUCAAGGUUCUUUAUUCACACAAAUGGAGCAUUUACCUUCGGCAAAGCUCAACCAAUUCCAGGACCAGGGAAAAGAGAACCAACGGCAGCAAAGUGAGUCGCAGAUAGCGAGAAUAGAGAGCAUUAGUGACAGUGCGUACACAUUCACAAAGAAGGGAAACGAAGAGCAACACAAGGUCAAUGUUUAA